CUCCACAAAGGUCUGUCAUCCAAGUCCCAACUGAAUGUUGCACUCCUUGGGUUCUUGGUCUAGCCACAGGUCAAAGGUACCCUGGAAUUGGUAAACUUAAGCCACCAGCCUUUGCCUAUUUUCACUGUACCUUUGAGACCACUUUCCUUGAGGAGUCUAGAGCAUUGAUCUUUGUUUUCCUCAGUCUGAAACCAUGCCUCUCUCAGGAACACCAGCCCCACCCAACAAGAGGAAAAAGCUUUCCAAGAUCAUUACUGACCUGUCACACAUAACCCAGGAUGAGUACGAUUCAGAGCCUGAGGCCUCAGAGUUUGAUUUGGGGAAAAAGAUCAGGGCACCCAAGGAUAUCAUGCUGGAGGAACUAUCCCUGAUGACGAACAAAGGCUCCAAGAUGUUCAGGAUGAGACAGAUUCGUGUGGAGAGGUUUAUCUAUGAAAAUAACCCUGACCUCUUUAGUUGUGAAUCCAUGGAUAAUCUCCAGAAGUUUGUGCCCAGUCUGGGGGGCCAGAUGAUGGAUGUUGGUGGCCAUCUGAUUGGUGGACAGAUGGCUAGCCAUGUUGGUGGUGCCGGCCAAGCACCAGUGCCUCCUCCUAAACCAGGAAGCUAUGGCAAGGCAACAGGGGAUGGGCUGGCAGCAGGUGGGCUCACUGGAGGUGCUGUUGGGGCAGCAGGAGCUGGAGCAGGAGCCGGGGUGAAGGAUGGUGUGUCAGAAAAUGCCUCAAAGAGCGGGGAAAAUGCUAAUACUGCUAUAAAAGGGUCUGAAUAUGUGAAGACAUACACUUCACCUUGGGAACGAGCGAUGAAGGGCAAUGAAGAUCUUCUGGCCACAAUGAAGUCUCAAAUGCCAGGACCCUGUUCUUCUAAGGAGCUGCACAAAUAUAAGAGCUUCAACAGGAGUGCUAUACCCUAUGGGGGCUUUGAGAAGGCCUCUCAGCUGAUGACCUUCCAGUUGCCAGACAUCGAGGUGGCAACUGAGGAGUCUGAACCAGCAGUGGUGUACCAGCAUGACAUAAGCUCAAGGCCCUCAUUUAAUCGCACACCCAUUGGCUGGGGAGGUAGCAUUGAACCCGGCAGUAUUCACAUGGAGUUGGAUACUAUACCAUUUGAUGGGGAGACAGACGACCUGUGAAGCUACAUCCCAUCAAAACAACCUUUAUCUAAUUUAUGUCUGCCCUAAUUAACCUGCACUCUAAUACACACACACACACACACACACACAUUGUUGGUGCGGCUAUCCUUAAGAGGACUCUCCAUAGACAUAAUUAUUUUUAUACUGUGCGAACUAUAGAUUCAAUACCCUAACCAUACCCCUAAACCUAAUCCUCACAAAAAACAUUCAGCAUUUUUACAUUUUCAAAAAAACAUAUAUUUUUUUUUUUUAUUAUUAUUUGAAUUAUGGGGACACUAGAAAUAUCCUCAUAAACCACAUUUAUAGCAUAAUGAUACCCUUGUAAUUACCAUUUUGCAUCCUAAAAGAAUGUCCUCAUAAACCAUCUAAACCCACCCCUCCACACACACAAAGACAAAACAUACACAUAGUGACCUGUGUAUCAAUGCUUGUGUCCUGUGCAAUAUUCAGAAUAUUUUCCCCACAAAAAUGUAACAAUCUGUUGAACCAUCAGGGUGACAUGCAAAAUGUCCAAUGUGAAUGGAAAACCUAUCAUAAUGUACACAUUUAGCUUUAAUUUAUAUCUGCAUCUAAAUGUGGACUUUUUACAAAUAAAUAUGUAUUUGCAGAUGAA
Xyrauchen texanus (razorback sucker) is the source of this 1742-nucleotide messenger RNA. RefSeq names its product myozenin-1-like. Gene Ontology annotation, molecular function: FATZ binding; telethonin binding; actin binding. The transcript is spliced from 6 exons. The record is from RefSeq and is a predicted model, not a curated record. NCBI's taxonomy places the organism in Eukaryota, Metazoa, Chordata, Actinopteri, Cypriniformes, Catostomidae. The coding region runs from base 194 to 1129 and encodes 311 amino acids. Gene Ontology annotation, cellular component: Z disc; actin cytoskeleton.